This is a messenger RNA of Cannabis sativa, 2603 nucleotides long. Its product is annotated as G-type lectin S-receptor-like serine/threonine-protein kinase LECRK2. The transcript has a single exon. Gene Ontology annotation, molecular function: protein serine/threonine kinase activity; ATP binding. The record is from RefSeq and is a predicted model, not a curated record. The coding region runs from base 41 to 2497 and encodes 818 amino acids. Gene Ontology annotation, biological process: protein phosphorylation. NCBI's taxonomy places the organism in Eukaryota, Viridiplantae, Streptophyta, Magnoliopsida, Rosales, Cannabaceae.
AAUAUAACUGCAUUCUUAUUAGUUAUAUUAUUAAGACACAAUGAUGAUGAGUAGUACACAUCUCAACCAAACAUUUCUAAGCUUACUAUUUCUUUUGAUGCUGCUGUGUUGGACUAAUGCUGCUAACAUCACUUUGGGUUCAUCACUCACUGCAAAACUUAAUCAUCAAAAUGAGGAGUCAUCAUGGCUAUCUCCAAAUGGAGAUUUUUCAUUUGGCUUUCAGCAAAUUCAAAAAGAUGGCUUCCUUCUUGCUAUCUGGUUCAACAAAGUACCCGAAAAAACCAUUGUUUGGUCAGCCAAUAGAGAUAAUCUAGUGCAACAAGGCUCUAUUGUUGAACUAACCAAGGUUGGUUCAUUAGCUCUUAGAGACUCUACAGGAAAAGAAGUAUGGAGUACUGGUUUUGGAGUUGACCAUGCAGCCAUGCUUAACACCGGGAAUUUCGUGCUAGCCAACAAGGAUUUUAGCAAUAAUUGGGAGAGUUUUAAUGAACCAACAGACACAUUGUUACCUACACAAGUUCUUACAACAACUAAACAACUUAUUGCUAGUUACUCUAAGUCAAACUACUCAAGAGGGAGGUAUCUUAUGACAAUUGAUGAUGGAGAUCUUGUGUUGUUCAGCAGAAGACCUCCACAGGAUCAUGAAUCUAUUUAUUGGCCAGAGAAUUUGAUUGAUGGGAGAAGUACUGGCCAAGGAAUCAGCUUUCAAGUGAUGUUUAACAAAUCUGGCUCUAUUUAUGUCCAAGCAAGAAAUGGAACCAUACUUAAAUGGUUGUCACAAUCAAACUCUAGUUCAUCAACAUCAGGCCUCUAUCAAAGGGCUAUUCUUGAAUAUGAUGGUGUUUUCAGGCAUUAUGUCUAUCCAAAAGAUGAUGAUUCUCAAAACUCUACUGGUUGGCCUCUCAGGCAAUGGUCUCAAACUUCUCAAGCCAUACCCGAAAACAAAUGUCUAAAUUUUCGGUCGCCUGUAGGAUCUGGAGCUUGUGGAUACAAUAGCUACUGCAGUAUAGACAAUGAUGGCAGACCAAGUUGCUAUUGCCCCAAUGGUUACACCUUCAUUGAUUCAAAUGAUAAGAUGAAAGGGUGCAUACCAAUUUUUGAAGCUCAAAGUUGCAAUGAUGAUUUAGAAGAUUACAAAAACUUUUAUAUUGAUAGCAUUGAUUUCUUGAACUGGCCUUUAGGUGAUUAUGAGUCCUUUCAAUCAGUGUCUGAGGAUUGGUGCAGAAAUGCUUGCUUAGUUGAUUGUUUCUGCCCUCUUGCCAUUUUUGGAGGAAACAAAUGUUAUAAAAUAGCAGCUCCUUUAACAAAUGGGAUGAUGGAUUCAAGUAUUCAAGGAACAAAAAGUCUAGUCAAAAUAAGAAAAGGUAACUCUACUGCUUCCAAGCAAUGCAACAACUUAGAUUCGAAAAGAAAAGUAGACAAAACAACACUGAUAGUCAUUGGAUCAGUUAUUAUAAGUAGCUCUGCUGUUCUUAAUAUCCUACUGCUAAUAACCUCAUUGGUAUUCUGUUUUCGCCUUCGUCGCAAAGCAUCAAUCACUAAACCAAAUCAGAACAUCCUAGAAAUGAAUUUGCAGAAUUUCAGUUUUGUUGAACUAGAAAAAGCUACCAAUGGAUUCGAGGAACAAUUGGGAGCUGGUGCCUUUGGAGUUGUUUACAAAGGUGUUGUGGAAUUGGACAACAAUAAUAUAACUUCAAUAAUUGCUGUGAAAAAGUUGUACAAUAACAACAUGGUGAAAGAAGGUGAGCAAGAAUUCAAAGCUGAAGUCAUGUCUAUUGGUAGUACAAACCAUAAGAAUUUGGUAAAGCUUAUUGGUUUCUGCAACGAGGGACAACACCGGCUUCUUGUUUAUGAGUACAUGAGCAAUGGAUCCUUAGCAAGCUUUCUUUUUGGACCCUCAAAGCCAAAAUGGCACCAAAGAAAGCAACUCGCUUUGGGGAUUGCAAGAGGACUAUUUUACUUGCAUGAAGAGUGCAGCACUCAAAUCAUACAUUGUGAUAUUAAGCCUCAAAACAUCCUCCUAGACCACUCAUUUACAGCAAGAAUUUCUGAUUUUGGAUUGGCCAAGAUUUUGAAGACUGAUCAGACUCGAACUACAACUGGAAUAAGAGGAACCAAAGGAUAUGUUGCUCCUGAAUGGUUUAGAAACAUGGCUGUGACAGUGAAGGUGGAUGUUUACAGCUAUGGCAUUCUGUUGUUGGAGCUGAUAUGUUGCAGGAAGAAUGUUGAAGCAAAUGUUGAGGAUGAUGCUCAAAUAAUAUUGGCUGAUUGGGCAUGUGAUUGCUAUGAAGCUGGGAAAGUUGAGUGUCUUGUUGAGAAUGAUGAUGAAGCCAAGAUGGAGAUGAAAAUGGUUGAGAAGUAUGUGAUGGUUGCUUUAUGGUGCAUUCAAGAGGACCCUUCACUGAGACCAACUAUGAAGAAAGUUAUGCUUAUGCUUGAAGGAAGUGAAAAUGUUUCAGCUCCCCCACUCCUAAAUUCUGUCAUCAGUUCACUAUAGUUACAUCUUCUUAUGCAUGUGUGUAUAAUAUUAUUUUGUACUUUAAUUAUUCUAUGCUAAAUAACUGUCAAUUUAUCUAUAUACAUAAUGUAUAUAUGUGUGUUUU